AUGUCCUCCUUGACCGACGAUGACCUCGAUUUCCUCUCCGUUGACUCGGACGAGUUGAGGCCCGACUUUGCCUCUGAAUUGGACCACUGGCGUCCCAGACGCUACAUCUUCAUGUACAACGUCGUCCGCGAAGCUUGUGCCCACUCGCCAGACCAGACACCCAGCACGUGGCUGCGCAUCAUCGAAGGCAGCGAAGACGAGGACACCAUGACCAUCUGGGCCGAAGGCGACGAGGCGGCCAUAGCGUGGGAGGCGGUCGAGGCGGAGCCGUACGACCUCUGGAAGGACGCGCAGGACGCGCUCCGACGUCGGUACGAUCGGUUGCACGACCGACGGCUAAAGACGCCAUGUCAGCCUACAUCCGACCCGGUCAUGCAGAGAAUAUGGGGUGCACCUGCCCCCGGCCUCCGCGCAGGCGCAAUUGCAUGGAACAUCCUCUGCUCGGCGGCUGUGAGGCGCGCGGACGCGCAGCGCGGGCUACGAUGCAGACCGCGCUUCUUCCUCGGGGACCUCGUGCGCAUCUGGGUCGCUGCGUCGCUGUCCGACGUGUCCUACGACAUCGUGCCAGGCGCAUACGCAAGGUUUGUGGCGAGGAUGCAGGAAGCGGGGCAUCGCUGCCAUGAGCGGCUCGGAGACGAGUUGAAACACUGGGUGCCGUUCAUGUGCUGGCUGCAUGGCACGGGCGAGUUGGGCAUGCAGGACCUCGACCCGUCUACGUGUGAGGCGUGUUACUCCAGGGUUUAUCAAAAUUCGGGCGUUGGUACUUGGCAAGACGACGAAGAGGCCCUCUUUGAGCUGAGACAACACCCAUUGCUACCCCAGUCCACCCACGGCGGCGCUCAAGUGCCACCUCCUGUCCUCCCAGCUCUUCUAGUUACCCUCUUCUGCCGCGGCGCCAGCGGGAAUACCCGACCCGUGCUUAGCAUAGAUCGCGCGGAACUAAUGGGCGUGCUCGAGUGCGUCUUCCACUUCCUAUCGUCAAGGCUCCGCGAGGACGCACUGCGCGAAUUUCGCGAGAUACUGUGGAAGUGUCUGUGCGAGGCGGAGCCCGACCCCGCGUACGCCCCGUGGAUCAACGUGUACCCGCCGGCCUGGCGGCCCUACUUGAGCCUCCUGUCUGCGUGGGACUGGGAGGAGCUCGUGCAGCUCGAGCAGGGCUGCCUGUUUCGCGGGCCGUACGCAGGCAAGGCGCGCCUGGCGUGGCGCCGCACCGUGGAGCAUACCAGCUGCUUCCCUGCGUCGCGCCGCCUCCUGGCUGCUGCUGCGGACGCAGGAGCGGGGGGCGCGGGCGGGCGGGCCACGGAUGUGCAGACGGUGAUGGCCGCGCUGGUCUGGCUUCUGCAGGACUAUGCGCUGGGCCCCACGGCGGACAGGCCGUCGGAGCACUGGAAACGGGUCUUCGCGGGCUGGGUGCGGACGUGCGGCUGGCUGGAGGACGCGUUUGUUGUCCCGCCGCUGGAGGGGAUGGAGGGACACCAAGUGCUGUCGCGCAUCGCGGAGUCCGGGCAUACGUGCUACGUCCCCGUCACGAUCCGCGAACCGCAGUACGCCGAUGUCUAUGGCCGUGUUCUGAUGUUGCUUCAUCCGCCCGAGAGCCGGGGUAUUGAACCACUCCAAGCGGAACGCGGGCCUGGUGUCGGUUACCGCCCCGCCGUUGGUUUCUUCCUCCAGCAGAGUGCAUCGGCAGACGCUACUGGACGCUCGGAUGAUCCUGAUGAUGCGGAUAAUGCCACGUUUUCUGAAGAUUGGGAUAAUCGUUGGGGAUACGAGGUGAUGGCGUGCUCCGCGUGUAUUGAACUCUGCUCUGGCCAGCCAGCGGUACACCGAACGAGUCAUGUUGCUCGUCGGAGAUCCGCUCCACCGCUGUUGAACGACGUGAUGUUCCUCCACGUCCGGUUUCGAUCGCCUUUAUCUAUUCCUGAGAUUUUCUCGUCUUUCAAUAUUCAUCCUGACGUGGAAGGGUAUGUCAUGGACAGCGUGCAGCGCAUUUUAGGGUCUGCUGCUUCGUCAAUGCGUUACAAUCUAAUCAAGGCUUGGGCGAUUUUGAUGCACUUGCUUUUGCGCUCCAAAUACUUGAAGGGGGAUACGAAUUGGAGAGCCCUGUCUUAUGACAUGGUCAAUACGUUUAGGGUAGUUCGGGCAUGCCUGGUCGAGAAUACCAUCAGGGGGAUGCACUCUCGCACGGAGUCCCCGGCCGAAUCUUUAGAAGCGUCGUUCAUUGAUUUUUUAGAUAUCCCCCUAGUGGUUCUGCAAACGGCUUCUGGGCGUCUUCGUUUCCCCAGCUGUCAACAAUGUGCUCUGACGCCCGAGUUCCGUAAAUCUCUGCUACGGAUAGUCACCAAGAUUUCGGAAGAUUUGGAGUUACUUCCUCGCAGACUCUUUCUGGGUGGUAUUAGAGUAAAGAAGUCUAAACCCUUGAGCGGUGGUGGAUUUGCCGAUGUUUACAAAGGCUACACGAGCUCCGACUACCCAGUGGUCCUGAAGCGUCUACGAGUUUAUAUGCUGAGUAAACUAGAGAGGAAAUCGUAUGAGAAGAGUUUUAGGAAAGAAGUGAUUCUAUGGUCCCAGCUGUGGCACCCAUUCGUCCAGCCGUUCCUCGGAAUCGAUGAACGCACGUUCAAGUCCGAGAUGUGCAUGGUGUCGCCCCGGCAAAGAAAUGGCAACCUCAAGGACUACCUGCAGUGUCACCCACUUCCUGCUCGCGAUAUCCAUUCACUGUUGCAUGAGAUUGCGCAGGGAUUAGCGUACCUCCACGGAGAGAAUAUCGUCCACGGAGAUCUCAAAGCAGAAAAUAUACUGGUAGAUGACGGCGGUCACCCGCGUCUGACAGACUUCGGCUUGUCCGUCUUGGCCGAGGCCACCCGUGGCGCAUUCUCAACAUCUCGAGAGGGUGGAUCUGCACCUUUUAAUGCACCCGAGCUAUUCCCGACGAAUGGUGAGGAUGUCCAAUGCUUCCGAAGAACCGUCUCCAGCGACAUUUGGGCCUUCGGUUGCGUCUGUGUCCAGGUUUGUACCGGAAAGCGUCCAUUCCCUGAUAUCCCAGAGGGGGUUAUUGGUUUCAAGCUACGGGCUGGUUAUUAUCCUCUCGAGUCACCAGAGGGAUCAGCCAUGACAGACGAAUUGUGGGAACUGAUGAAACAGUGUUGGCGAUUCGAUCCAAGUCAAAGGAUCUGCUCAGAACAUCUCGUGGAUGAGACCGGAAAAAUAUUCCGUUCAACGUCCAUUGCCUCCCAGAAGCCGCACGAGGUAUCAGGAGAUGCCAGCUGGUCUGGGCCUAUGUCUGUGGCGGCCUGA
Gloeophyllum trabeum ATCC 11539 is the source of this 3294-nucleotide messenger RNA. RefSeq lists its product as uncharacterized. The coding region runs from base 1 to 3294 and encodes 1097 amino acids. Gene Ontology annotation, molecular function: protein kinase activity; ATP binding. Gene Ontology annotation, biological process: protein phosphorylation. The transcript has 9 exons. NCBI's taxonomy places the organism in Eukaryota, Fungi, Basidiomycota, Agaricomycetes, Gloeophyllales, Gloeophyllaceae. The record is from RefSeq and is a predicted model, not a curated record.